Sinocyclocheilus rhinocerous is the source of this 1770-nucleotide messenger RNA. RefSeq names its product methyltransferase like 25 (gene mettl25). The coding region runs from base 64 to 1770 and encodes 568 amino acids. The record is from RefSeq and is a predicted model, not a curated record. The transcript is spliced from 11 exons. NCBI's taxonomy places the organism in Eukaryota, Metazoa, Chordata, Actinopteri, Cypriniformes, Cyprinidae.
UAAAUACUGUGUAAACAGCUGCUGCUCUCACUAAAUAUUCUCACUUUUCUGUGCCCGUGAACAAUGGCAUUUAAUGACAUACCCAUCGACACUUUAAAAAGAAAAAUAGAUGAAGCUACACGCUUUCUCUCCAUAUCGUUAAGUAUCUCAAAUGCGCACACUGUGGACUUUUACACGCGUGAUGUUUGGAGCACGUUCAUGUGUGCGAGUCCAGAGGAAGUGUUGUGUGCUAUCAGUUCCACACAAGACCGCAUGGGGGCGAUAGAAGAGAAGGAAAACACCACCUUUGGUUUCUGCAAUGCCUCAAAGAAGUUGGUGGACAUAUCAGCCCUGCUGAGGGCAGCGAAAGCUCACUGUUUACCGGGUCUGGGGGUCUGUAUGCAGCUGGAGGAUCUGAUGCAGAAUCUGAGACUGAUGACGAGAGACAUUAUAGAAGGAGUGUCAUCAGACGAAGUUCUUGGACCGGAUGAGUUUAUGAACUGUAAGAAGGCCCAUGAGGUGCAGGCAAUGUCUGAGGUUGUGGCUAGUUUGGCCAAAUGCUGUCGAGUCAAACAGGUGAUAGACGUGGGUUCAGGGAAAGGCUAUCUGUGCUCCUAUCUGUCCAUGCGGUUCAACCUGCAAGUGUUCGGGAUCGACUCCUCCAGCACCAACACGCAUGGAGCUCAUGAGAGAAACAGGAAACUGAAGAAGUUCUCCAAAGCCUAUCAGAAACCGGACAGAGCCACUAAGAAACAACCUUUGGAUAGUGAGGAUGGGAGUAAACAACACAGCAGAAACUUUGAAAACAGUGAUGGCCACAAAAACUUUAUUACUAAGGAAAAGGAAAGUUUUGGGGCUCAAGCGGAAACCAGUGCUUUAUCAAGACAAGUCACCAAUGAUUUAUCCACUUCAGAUAAUGCCGCAGUAUGUUCAUUAGACCCAAAUGAUUCAGAUUCAGGAAGCAGCUUCCUCAGUAUGCUGUCUCUGGACGUCAUAGAGGACGUCUCUCCCCGCGUCCACCCCAGCCAGCUGAGUCUGGAGGACAGGGAGAAGAGGAAGAGAGAGAAUCUGGAGAGGAAAACUCGAGAAUGGAGGGGGAACGACAGCGACGGCAGCCUGUUUUCCCCUCUGACCUCAUAUAUCACUGCAGAAACUGAGCUCAAGACGCUGAUCACAGAGCUGGAGGAUGCAGUUCUGGUUGGCCUGCAUACAUGUGGAGAUUUGGCCCCCAGCACUCUGCAGAUGUUCAAGGCCAAACAGGAGCUGCGCGCCGUUUGCAGUGUGGGCUGCUGCUACCACCUGCUCUCUGAAGAGUUUGAUCAGGACAGACAGGGGUGUGUCGAUGGUGUGUGUGGUUUCCCUAUGAGUCAGUAUCUGAAGGCUCAGGCGUGUUUCUGUGGUCGAAAUGCCAGGAUGUCAGCUUGUCUCGCUCUGGAGAGAGUGUCUGCUGGAGGAGGGCUGCCUAUGGAGUCACUUUUUUAUCGGGCGGUUCUUCAUGUUAUUUUACGGGAUCACUAUGAUUCCUUUAAAAGUGAGAAACGUGUUGGGAAUGUGUACUCCAAAGCCUCGUCGUUUGUGGACUAUGUCAGACGAGCACUUAGGAAGCUGGAUCUGGAUGACACCACACUGUCUGACGGUGACAUUCAGAGCUAUCAUGAACUCUACAGUCCCAGAAUGAAUGAGAUGGUGGCUUUUAACAUGUUGAAAGUCACUUUGGCUCCGUGUAUAGAGGGUCUCAUCCUCCUUGACCGACUUUGCUACUUGAAAGAGCAGGUAACAAACCAUUUGUAG